Anopheles stephensi (Asian malaria mosquito) is the source of this 2455-nucleotide messenger RNA. RefSeq lists its product as uncharacterized. Bases 581 to 1051 code for a protein of 156 amino acids. NCBI's taxonomy places the organism in Eukaryota, Metazoa, Arthropoda, Insecta, Diptera, Culicidae. The record is from RefSeq and is a predicted model, not a curated record. The transcript has 3 exons.
AAGGCCAGUCGACGAUCGCGUCUGGUGGCGAAUUGUCACGUCAGUUGGCUUUCUGGUGUUGAUCAUGUGCGUUGGUGAGGUGGUGAAGCAUUAGAAUCGUGUGAAGUUCAGUGUGAUGUGAGUUCUGCCGAAUCGUAGUGACUACCGGAGAGGAGGUCUUUGUGAGAUGUUCAGUGAUUAAAGAAACUAUUCCCAAUCAACUCUCCCAAUUCUGAGUGAGUUUCGUAAGUGAACGAUCAGGAACCUCUCACCGAAUCUGCUGCCUCCGUAGAACGUCCAGCUCGUAUCGUAAGUCGCCACUUAAAAGGGCCAGUACAUGGCCACGGGGGAACGCUGCUACGUUGCUUUCACUUGGUACGCUCGUACAGUAGAGCUAAAAGUAAACAUAGAUCCAUGUGAUGUGACGUAGUGGUACCCUCCCGUGCCUAUCACAGCAUGGUCCCAUUAGGAUUUCCCUGGCGCAGUCACGAUGGAGGCACAGACGAGAAUCUAGCCAGCGAACAGCAAAAGAGUUGCUUGACAUCCGUGUACUGCGUGUGUGUGUGUGUGCUUAGUGUACGUAUGUUCAUUGAACCAUGGCAUGGCGAAACGGUUGAAUGUCCGUUACCCGUCCAAUGUGGUUCGAGAACGUAUCGCUCCGAGCUGCAUAUUUCUCCCGCUUCAUCCGGUUUCAGCGAGUACGGACCUGCGCCUAGAACAGCAAACGUCGCUCUUCUACGUCCAGCCAGCCCAUCCAGCAGCAGCCGGAGGAGAAAGAUCACCGAUUUACCAAUUCCCGUUAGGUCGUUGUAUAAUGGAGCCCCCGCCGGAGUCGUCCAGUCCACCGUGCCGUCCACAUAGGCGUCGGAGUGUCGGUGGACGAGCCAUGGCCGGUCCACCAAGGUCGGAUUGGAACAGCUGGCCGAGGCAGCUGUGGUUACCAGUCGUGCUGUCCGGAUCAGAGCGGGAAGAUAGUUCUCGCCCAAAGAGACUUGGAACAUCUGAGGAGCUGAAGAAUGCAGAAGAAAAAGAGGAUAAAAACAACAACAAAAACUGUACUACAUCAAAUUGAAGUCUUCCCUUUGGCACGGACGGACAACCGAUAACCCCUCGGCCCGGGCAAGAUCACCCCUAUCGCAGGAACGGAACACAUCGGUUGAGUAAGUGUCGGUUGGGCUUCAUGUAAAUGAGUCUAAUAAGAUAUGAUUGGCCCAUCGGUAGGUAACGGCUACAGAGCUGCACCGGUUGCACACCGACCACUUUAAUCCGCUCGUCUGAAGAAUUCUGCACACUCAAGAUAAACGGUCGAUUGCAGCGAUCGCUUGGAGUUUCGAUGCGUAGCAAGGCUCAUCUGCGCCAUUGCAUCUGAGAUCGGGUUAGGUUCAAAUUAUCGACCAUGAUUAUGCUUUUUCUAAUCAACUUACUACCUGUUAUGAAAAAGGCGGAUCAUAAAAGGGUCGAUCGUAGAUGAUGCAACAAUGCUGGGAGCUAAGCUUCAGCGUUCAACGCGUCAGAAAACUCAAACAACAUCUCUCUUUAUUAAUUUGUCCGUAAAAAUGACAUCCAAAUUACUUGAAUCGUGUGACGACCAAUUUGUCGGCCAUAAACAUUAUACGAUCAUAUUUGUCAUUGUUUCGAUCGGUUCCUUUUACCCCAGCAGCUCACACAGAAAGUGUCCUCGACAAGGCGUAUCUGCCUAGCUCCUAACCGCUCGGGAAGGAAAUCGUCAACCGUGGAAAGCUAGAACCCGAUAGAAUGGAGCAUUAAUAUUAAUUUCUGAUUUACAUUUCGUACGGUUUCCCUGUAGUUUGUGCGUGCCCGCCAGGCUCCGGCCUGGCUUCUCGAGUGAUCCGAAUCAUGGUAGAGACAUGCACUUCAGCAUUUCAUAAAACAUGCUUCGUGGUUUUAGGGGGACGUCCAGGGUUUUUGGGGGACCAAUUCAAACUGGAAAAGCUCCAUUAAGAACCUGUCCGUCGCCAGUAACAGUAAGUGUCUCGGUCGUUGCACAGCCGCGUCACUUGUACUCGUUUCCUCGUUGGCCCGAGAUAUGUUCUCCACCUACUGAUAUGGAUUUGGUUUGACAGAGUGCUGGCAACCCUGAGGUUGAGCUUUUUGCUGGGUAAUGCAUUAUGUUUCGUUUUUUUUCGCUCACUGUUGUCCCUUUGUCGUGGUAUGCUGUUCCAUACGAGCGAUUAUAAUUGCAUUAUGUAAGCUGCCCUCUAGGACUGUCGAGGGUCGCAUCGAGUUGGAACCAGUUUGUAUACCUUUACAGCUUUACAAUACCGUGUUUACUUAUAACUACUUGCAUUUACUUACUUAGUUGAAGUUACCAUCAAUUUGCCACAUCGAACACCAAACAUAAAAAAUGUUUCAGUUAAACAUAUAAAUUUAGAUUAAUACUGAGGAUAGACCUUUAUAUAUCAUAAUUUAAAACAAUUUGAGUAAUAAAGCCCACCAAGAAACAUUUAAAUUUUAA